Molecule: messenger RNA, 2390 nt
Organism: Exophiala xenobiotica
Lineage: Eukaryota; Fungi; Ascomycota; Eurotiomycetes; Chaetothyriales; Herpotrichiellaceae
Exons: 2
Coding region: 659-2161 (500 amino acids)
Biological process (GO): DNA synthesis involved in UV-damage excision repair; DNA replication; nucleotide-excision repair, DNA gap filling
Cellular component (GO): nucleus; delta DNA polymerase complex
Molecular function (GO): DNA-directed DNA polymerase activity
Source: RefSeq, a predicted model, not a curated record
CUUCAUACCACGUGUAACCCCGUGUAGUGAAUUGUACAUACGAUGCGGACGGCACCAAGGCCCUCUCAUGGAUCGGCAAGAUUGACAGCAUUCACUUAGGAUGGUAUUCCUCGAGAACACAGCGGAUACACUGGCGGCUUAGUGGCGGGAUGUAUUCGAUAGCCCGGGUAUCCUCCUUCAGCUCAUGCUGCGCCACGGUAGAGUCGGUUCGUCCUGACUGAGAAGGUCGUUCUAGAGUCUCUCACGUACGAGCUAAGUCACUUCCAACGUUGGCCAGUCAUGCAACACUUGCUCACAGCUUCUCGUUGCCGAAGAUUACAGGAGCCAUAAAUUUCGAUCGAGGACGUCCAGAGCGACGCUAUCCGGGAGUAAAAGUCGGAAUGCGGCGGUCACAAGGGGUCAACUCGAUAUGGACAAAUAACAUAGGAAGGUGAAAGAAAGCGGGACACCCAGGAAAGGGAAACACCACAGCCUUGGCCUAAUAGAUGCGCUUGCUCGGCCGUUGGGAUCUGCGGAGGAGUAUAGCUCCGCCCGAGCGCAAACGCCAAAGAACGCGCUCGCGUCACAAACCACUUUAACUCGAUGGCCGUGCAGUUUGCAAUUCAACUCGCAUCCUGCGCGAACAACUAUUCCGUAUAUCUCUGCCACGGCCAGCGUAAUGUCUAAUGACUUCAAGAAGUAUCUGGCGACGGAAAUCCUCUCAGAACAGCAUACAGUCUCCUAUCGCAAUGUCUCUCGUGCUCUAAAAGUCCACGUCAAUGCGGCCAAAUGCAUGCUGUAUGAGUUCUACGAGUUUCAGAAUGGAAAGAAGCCAGGCUCGGUCUACGCUACAUACCUGUUGUCCGGACUGAAGAAAAAGCCGGCGCCCGUGACAACAGGAAACACCAAUGGACACAAGCAAGACUAUUACGAAGACGAGCCGAUCCCCUCCAGUCCACCUCCUUUCACCAGUUCCAUGCUAGAACCCAGCCAGCAAAGCAGCCACGGGCCAGAAGAACAAACUCCACAUGUUACAGUACGCACGAUUACGCUGGUGACGGAGGAGAACCUGGAAGAGAUGAGGGAACAAUAUGAGACAAUCACCUCCAUACACAUCUACAGCCUUUCGCCCGAACGAAUACAAGACCUUGUCUCUCUGACCGAUGUCGGGAGGGGGCUGUUCACAGAUGUAUUUGCAAAGGAAGAUCCGCUGGAACAUAACAAAAUAUACGGCGUCAUUCAAAACCCGCAUGUCAGGAGACGUAAGGGCAAGCGGCCAGUCGUCCCACAAGGCCCUGCACCGAAAUUUCAAGCCGUCAAGGAAGAGUCAAAAGCCUCCCGCACGUCUACAGGUGCAUCUACACAGCCCAAACCUGCCGCUGAGGCGAAGAGCGAAGAAGCGUCCCGGCCCAGCUCUCGCGACAGCACAUCGACUAAUGGCCCCUCCAAGCAACCCGCACUCAAACGCGGUGGUUCCGAUCUGUUCCGAGCUUUUGCAAAGCAGAGUCAACAGAAGCCGAAAUCUGCGCUCACCAAACAAGAUUCAGACACACCUAUGAAGGACGACGAUGAGGGCGAGUCAGAAGAUGAAGCACUAUUCCUCGACACAGGAAAGCGCACCACGAAGAAACGCCCGAGCGACGCGAAGAAAGAGCGAGAAGACAAGGCAGCCAAGUUACGCAAGAUGAUGGACUCGGACGAUGAAGCCGAACCGGAAAUCGCGGCCGUAGAGAAGGCGACGGGCGUCGAAGGUGAGCCCGUCAAUGCGCAAGCAGGGGCCGACGCCGUUGAGGAGAACGAGGAGGACGGAGAAGCAGUCGCUUGGUCAGACUCGGACACCGAAAAGCGGCGACAGACCGCGCCCGAGAAGGACGCAUCUACCGAGCAGAACGGCGAGCAGAUAUCGACGUCGGAACCCAAACGCCGUCGCGGCAAGCGCAAGGUGAUGAAGAAGCGCACGACCAAAGACGAGGAUGGGUACCUUGUCACGAAAGAAGAGGCGGUGUGGGAGAGUUAUAGUGAAGAGGAGCCCGAGCCGGCGCCGGCGAAGAAGGAGCUGCCCAAGAGCAGCUUUGGGGCGAACAAAUCUCAAAGUCAGAAUGCAAGUCAGAAAACCGGCGGUAAGGCUGCGCCGAAGAAGGGUGGGAAUAUCAUGAGUUUCUUCGGGAAGAAGAGCAAUUGAUCGUGCAUGCAUGUCUUUAUCAGCCGAGCGUUGCGUCGCGUCGCGUUGCGGUAUUGCAUGGCGUACGUGGGACAGCCGAUAUGAUGACUGUACUGCCACAAAACAACCAUAUACGAUUCUCCUGCAAUGAAUGCCUCUGAAUGUACGAGGUCUGAAUGACAAGCGAUCAGCUUGAGAAAUCGAAGCAUAUCUCUUUGUGUAUGUAGAGCCGGAGCGAGCAACGCCGGAC